UUGCGCGCGGCACUGCCGUGGUAUAAAAGUGUGACGUGCAUCUUCCACAGGAAACCAGAGAGGAUGAGGUCCCUUCUUGUCCAAACACUUCUCGUUUCUCUCUUCGAAAUCCUGAUCUGCACUCCGGCCUCCCCUCCACCCAGCGAGGCCACGCUGAGAAAGCUGUCCAAGGAAGGGGAGCGCUGCGUGGACGAGGAAAUAAAGAGGGCUUUGUUUGGGGUGAAGCAGAUGAAGGAGCUGAUGGAGAAGAGGAGGGAGAAGCACGCGCGCCUUAUGGACGGCCUGAGAUACAGCAGUGACAAAAAGAAGGGGGCGCUGCAGCUGGCCAGGGAGGCUGAGCAGAAGCUGGAGGUGGCAGAGCAGCAAUGUCGAGACGCUCUCAAGACCUCAUUCGAGGGGUGUCGACCGUGUCUGGAAGACGCCUGCAAGACUUUCUACACCUCCACCUGUCGUCGCGGGUUCUCCUCCUUCUCCGUCAAGGUGGAUGAGUUUUUCAGGACGAUGUCCUCCCAGUUGGAAACUCCAGACCAGGUUUACAAUCAAAAUGAGGGGAAUCCAGAUCACAGCAACUCAGUGGAGGACCAGAGGUCGGUGGGGGACACAGAAGAUCUGGAGGUCCUGGACGCAGAGUCCUCCUUCAGCCAGCUGCAAUGCAAUGUCAGCCUCCUGUAUAACUGCAGCGUGGAUUUGGUGAGGAGGAUGCAGGAGGUGUUCGGGCACGCCUUCCUCACAGCCUUCACAACAGAGCUGAAGCCAAAGUCUCUGGCCCCCAUGCAGGAAGCCCCCGGCGUGGGUUUCUUCAGGGCCGUGGGUCUGGACCACGUCCUUGACUCUGUGUAUGAGUUUGGGAAGACGGUCCUGGAGGAGGUCAGCUCCACGGUGGCAGGCGUCUUCGAGGAGAUGCAAGAAGGCGAGGAGGAUUCUCAGCAGUCAAACGACAGAGGAUCCCUUCCUAAUUCGGGCCAAUCACAGAGCAGGCAUCUGUGCAGACAACUGCGCAGACAAGCGUCUGAGUGCUGGCAGCUACAGAGACACUGUGAGACAUGUGAGGACGACCUGUUAAAAGAGUGCCCCACUAUGAGAGAGCUCCACUCUGAAUUGGCGGAGAUCCACCUGCUCCUCAACGCCUCCCUUCAGCGGUACCAGGACAGGCUGCACCUAGUGCAGAACCACACGGCUGACACCCAAAGCUGGCUGCAGGUCAUGGCUGACAAGUACGACUGGGUCAGCCGACUGUCCAACAGCACACUGGGGCCCCGUGGCGUUUUCAACGUGACUGAGGUGACUCCCUUGCAACAGGAAAGGGAUAACAGAGCUAAAGUUGACACCAAUGUGGUUGUGAACAUACUGGAUUCUCCUCACCUAUCCCUCUCGGUCCCGGCCGAGCUGGCUUUGGAUGACCCGGCCUUCAUCCAAUAUGUCACUCAGGAGGCUUUGGCACUUCAUAAACAGCGGAUAAGAGGAAUGAAGUAAUGUGAUUCAGCUGCAACUGCCCGUUUUUCAGAACAACCAAAUGUAGGCUGACCCAUUUGUCUGACUUCAGGGAAAAUUCACUCUGUCAGAUCUCCACAGCCUACACUCUCGCUGCUUAUAUCUACUACUACUACUUUCAGCUGCUCCCGUUAGGGGUCGCCACAGCGGAUCAUCUGUUUCCAUCGCUUCCUGUCUUCUGCAUCUUCCUCUGUCACACCAGCCACCUGCAUGUCCUCCCUCACCACAUCCACAAACCGCCUCGUUGGCCUUCCUCUUUUCCUCUUGCCUGGCAGCUCCAUAUUCAGCAUCCUUCUCCCAAUAUACCCAGCAUCUCUCCUCCACACAUGUCCAACCAGAUCAAACUUGUCUCUCUUGCUUUGUCUCCAAACUGUCCAACCUGAGCUGUCCCUUUAAUAUACUCAUUCCUAACCCUGUCCUUCUUCGUUACUACCAACGAAAAUCUUACAAUCUUCAACUCUGCCACCUCCAGCUCCACCUCCUGUCUUUUCAUCAGUGCCACCGUCUCCAAACCAUACAACAUAGCUGGUCUUACUACCAUCUUGGAAACCUUCUCACUGCUUUUAUAUGGAACCAAUAUUAUGCUCCAAAUAUUUCUCUCCAUCUUCCGGUGUCAAUAAAAGAGGUU
Lampris incognitus (smalleye Pacific opah) is the source of this 2119-nucleotide messenger RNA. RefSeq names its product clusterin-like protein 1. The transcript is spliced from 8 exons. Bases 64 to 1473 code for a protein of 469 amino acids. The record is from RefSeq and is a predicted model, not a curated record. Lineage: Eukaryota; Metazoa; Chordata; Actinopteri; Lampriformes; Lampridae.